UCCUCUCUUCUCCAAUCCAUUUCCAUAUAUAAUAACACAAACACAAAGCAAUACUAAUACUACUCAACACCCUUUUUAAUAUCUCCACUUUGUUUUUUCCUUAAACAAAUUUUAUCCAAUUUUACUAAAAUGCAAAAAUAAAAAAAGCUCUCUUCUUGACGUUUUAGUAUCCAAGUUUUAAUCUUUUAUUAAAUAUUUCUCUGGGUUCGCUUCAGAUUUCUCCAAUCUUGAUUCUUUUCUCUUCUGAAUCUUUAUUUUCUUGAUUAAUGGUUAUGAAUCAAGAAAAUCUUUAAUUUGAUUUUCUUGGUUCUUGGUUCUUGAAUCUUGAUUUUCUUGUUUUCUUGAUUUGUAUUAAUGGUAAUGAAAAUGAAAGUUAAAGAAUUGCACCCAUUGUGUUGCAUCUCACUAGAAAGUCCGGGAAUCGGAGACCAAUCACCGGAGCCAUCAUCGUCAUUACUAACACGAGCAAGAUCUUUACCGGCAGGGUUUUCAGGCGGAUCUGACGGCAAUGCGGCCAUUAACAAUAACAUUAAUGCAAAUGGACGUUGUUUAAUAGGAUCAUCAUCAGAAACCACGGUUGCCGGAGUUCUCUAUAAGUGGACUAAUUACAGCAAAGGGUGGAGAUCACGGUGGUUCUUGUUAAAGAAUGGCGUCCUAUCUUACUCAAAGACUCGCCGGCCGGAAAAUAUUCAUUUAUUAUCUUCUAAUGAUGACGUCAGAUUGAUCGGAGAAACAUCCACCAGUCGGCUCUCGAGAAUCAAUAGUGUCAGUGGUAAUUCAAGUUCUCGCCGGAAACAGCCAAAAGGUGUCGGCAUUGUUCAUUUAAAGAUAUCAUCGUUUCGUGAGAGCAAGUCAGACGAUAGGAGAUUUUACAUAUUUACAGCAACUAAGACACUUCAUCUUAGAACUGAUUCGAAAAGAGAUAGAGCAGAUUGGAUUCAAGCUUUGGUCUCUACUAGGACCUUGUUUCCACUAAGAUCGGUGAAUGAUAUUGUUUCUUAUAGACCUAAAGACCUGUCUCUUUCAACUGAAAGGCUUAAAAAGCGUUUACUUGAAGAGGGUGUCAGUGAAAUUCUUGUGAAGGAGUGUGAGCAGAUCAUGCUGUCUGAAUUCUCUGAAAUACAAGGACAAGUUCAAAUUCUUUUCGAGCAAAGGUCUAGUUUGCUCGAUACAUUGAGGCAAUUAGAGGCAGCUAAUAUAGAAGCUGAAAUAUCGGGAAUCCCAGAUGGAGAAUUUCAAUUGACAAAGCAUGGAUUUUCAAGUUUAGCGCGUAAACAAUUUAGUGAAUGUAGCACAACAGAAUCAUCUGAUGAUAUUGAGAAACAAGAACUUGAGGAAAUAUCAGAGGAAGAUGAAUCCUCUUUUUAUGAUACAAAAGAUUAUUUUACUGAACCUACGAUUAUUAAUGGGUCAGUAAGAGAAAAUGAAGAGAAAAUGUAUAUCGGUAAGGAACUUCGUAAAUCUGGAUUUCCACAUGUCGAAAGGAGAAAUAAGCUUCCUGAUCCCGUUGAGAAGGAAAAAGGAGUCAGUCUUUGGUCUAUGAUCAAGGACAAUGUGGGAAAGGAUCUCACACGAGUUUGUCUCCCAGUUUACUUUAAUGAACCAUUAUCGUCUCUUCAGAAGUGCUUCGAGGACUUGGAAUAUUCUUAUCUUUUGGACCGAGCCUAUGAGUAUGGAAAAGAGGGGAAUAGUCUCAUGAGGAUAUUAAAUGUUGCUGCAUUUGCUGCUUCUGGAUAUGCUUCCUCUGAAGGUCGACACUGCAAACCCUUCAACCCUUUGCUGGGAGAAACUUAUGAAGCUGACUAUCCUGAUAAAGGACUUCGUUUCUUCUCAGAGAAGGUUAGUCAUCACCCUACUAUCAUAGCCUGCCAUUGUGAAGGUAGAGGGUGGAAGUUUUGGGGUGACAGCAACCUCCGUUCAAAAUUCUGGGGGCGGUCAAUUCAGCUUGAUCCUGUUGGAGUGCUGACUUUAGAGUUUGAUGAUGGAGAAAUAUUCCGAUGGAGCAAGGUGACAACCACUAUUUACAAUCUUAUCCUUGGUAAAUUGUAUUGUGAUCACCAUGGACUAAUGCAUAUACAAGGAAAUAGACAAUACUCAUGCAAACUCAAGUUCAAAGAACAAUCACUUCUUGACAGAAAUCCUCACCAGGUCAAUGGGUUUGUCGAAGAUGUUUCCGGGAAGAAAGUUGCUACAUUAUUUGGGAAGUGGGACGACAGUAUUUAUUUUACGAAAGAUGAUGGGGCUAGUAAGAUAAAGGAUUGCAGUUCCUCAUCUAAUGCAACCUUGCUUUGGCAAAGCACUAAGCCACCUCCUAAUCUCACUCGGUACAACUUAACGUCGUUUGCGAUCACUCUAAAUGAAUUAACACCAGGACUGCAGGAGAAACUUCCACCUACGGAUUCUAGGCUUAGACCAGACCAGAGGCAUCUGGAGAAUGGGGAAUAUGAGAAGGCAAAUGAGGAGAAACAACGGUUGGAGAAGCGGCAGAGAUUGUCAAGAAAACUACAAGAACAUGGAUGGAAGCCGAGGUGGUUCCAUAGAGAAGAAGAAGACGGAGCUUUUUGCUAUUCGGGCGGUUAUUGGGAAGCACGGGAACAAGGAAAAUGGGAGGAAUGUGCAGAUAUUUUUGGUGAAUUUAGUGGUGAUCUUGCAGAAUCCUCAUACGGGUCUUGACUCGGAUUCAGAAAAGGCAGUGAAAGAGCAAGCACUUGUAGAUUUUCCUGAUUCUAGCCAUCUGCAGGAUCCUUGUCAAAGGUAGCAAAUUUUGGCUACAGAAAUGCUUGAGCAGUUAUGGAUAGGAUAGAACCUAAUAUUUUUUCUUGUAACAUUACUAAUUCGCUGCUACAGAUCUUUGUUUGUGUGUAAGUUCUUUGAAUUUGUACCAGCCAUUGGCCUAUAAUUAUAAUUUUAUUCUGCUA
Messenger RNA from Mercurialis annua (annual mercury), 2918 nucleotides. Its product is annotated as oxysterol-binding protein-related protein 2A. The record is from RefSeq and is a predicted model, not a curated record. Gene Ontology annotation, cellular component: intracellular membrane-bounded organelle; membrane; cytosol. NCBI's taxonomy places the organism in Eukaryota, Viridiplantae, Streptophyta, Magnoliopsida, Malpighiales, Euphorbiaceae. The transcript has 11 exons. Gene Ontology annotation, molecular function: sterol binding. Bases 355 to 2673 code for a protein of 772 amino acids.